ACACAGCUCAAAACGGAACUGUUCCAGAACUUUUAUUUCGUUGUAUAGUAUGUACGACUUACUGCUCAAUCCAUCUGAUUCCUUAGUGUUUCGACGGGUGGAAGUAUUAUUUCUGCAACAAUGUGUUGAGAGCCGGAUUAGUGAGGAAACAAUCAAGAUAAAAAUAUAGUUCAUCGAAUUACUGUAAGAGUAAAUUUGAAAUUAGUAGCACCACGUCGUUGAAUUACUGCGACUAAUAUGGCCAAAUCGAUUUAUGAUUUCACUGUCGCCGACAUCGAUGGCAAUAACGUCGGCCUAUCCGUUUACAAAGGAGCUCCAAGUUUGAUCGUAAACUUUUCCACCAAGGAUCCAUCGUGUGAAAAAGCGUUCUCAAUGCUAGCCCAGCUGCGUGACAAAUACAAUAUCGCCGACUGCCGAAAAGAUCUGAACAUCCUCCUGUUUCCGUGCUACCAAUUUGGCGCCAAGGAAUCGGUUCGCGAGCUGGUGGAGUUUUUUGAGAGAAACGGCGACGUGGGAGAUGUUUUUGCUGAGAUCGAUGUUAAUGGACCCAAAAGCCACGAGCUGUACAAAUUUUUGAAGCAAACGAAGCCUGGCAACUGUGGAGGGUUUAUUACGAGCAACUUUACCAUGUUUCUCGUCGAUAAGAAUGGAAUUCCAGUUGAAAGAUUUACAUCAACUAUGCAUCCUAAUUUUGUUGAGGACAUUAUAGAUAAAAUGUUACGGAAGGAAGGUUAAGUUUAACAGUUUCGACAAGCUAAAGGAAAAUAUAACGAUUUUGAUAA
Uranotaenia lowii is the source of this 782-nucleotide messenger RNA. RefSeq lists its product as uncharacterized. Gene Ontology annotation, molecular function: glutathione peroxidase activity. Gene Ontology annotation, biological process: response to oxidative stress. The coding region runs from base 238 to 735 and encodes 165 amino acids. NCBI's taxonomy places the organism in Eukaryota, Metazoa, Arthropoda, Insecta, Diptera, Culicidae. The record is from RefSeq and is a predicted model, not a curated record. The transcript is spliced from 4 exons.